AUGAUAUCAUUUAAUCAAGGAUCAAAGCAACAACACAAUGCCUCAAAGGGAUUGUGGCAUCAAAAUUACGAUAAUAAUCCAAAGAGAGGAACAUAUGCUGUUCUAACCAAAGGAGAAUUCUCAACAAUAAUGAACCAAUUAAAAGAUGAAAGAGAUAUGGAGGAAGAUAAGAAUGAGAGAAAGAAGAGACUUAAAGAACAGUCCGAUAGAAGAGCACAAAAUUGGGGAAACACAAUUGACGCCAUUCGAGUAAAGCAAGAGCAAGAAAGAGAAGAACGUAAUAGAAUUAAGGAAGAAGAACAACAAAGGCUUGAAAGAGAAGAAGCGCUCUACCAAGCUGAAAUCAAAAGAAAACAAAUAGAGAAAUUAAACAAAAUGAGAAUGCUUGAAGAUGAUCGUGUCAAGGCAGUUCAAGGAAAGGUUCUGUUGGGUGAGGUUUUGAGGGAAAGAGAACGCCAAAUUGAAAUUAAAAAGCAAAUGGAAGAAAUGGAAAAACAAGAAGUUGAAUCAUGGAUGGAAGUUCAAAGAGAACAACUCCAAAAAACAGCUCAAGAAAAACUAGCUCUCUCCCAAAAAGCUAAGGAAAAGGCAAAAGAAAUCAGGAAAGAUCAAGACACACAAAUUGAUAGUAUCAAGCAAAGACACAUGAAACGAAUUGAAGAGUUGGAGAAAGAAAAGGAGCAAAUGAGAUUGCAUCUGAUUAAUCUUUCCAAAGAAGAGGAGGAGAAAAAGAAGAAAAAGGCUGAACAACAAUUAGGAGCAACAGCUCAAUACAAAAAAGAAUUAGAAGAAAUCGAGGAAAAGAAGAGGAGACAAGCUGAAUACGAAAAAGAGCAGAAACUCAAAAACUUGGAAUUUAUCCAAGAAAAGGAAGAAAAGGAAACUGAGCAAAAGAGAAGAGAAGAGGAACGUAUGAGAGAAAAACUGAGAUCCAGACAAAAAUUGAUCGAUAAACAGUCUAAAAUGCUCGAGGAAAUGAAAGCCAAUGAAAAGGAAAGAUAUGUCAAGCAAGAACAAGAAAUGGAAGAAAAACAAAAGGAAGAAGAAGAGAAACAAGAACAACGAAAGAAAGCAUUUAUGGAAACCGUGGAUAACAGCAGGAAACAACAAAUGCAAUUCAAAAAGCUAGUCUCUGAAAAGGAUAAGGAAGUUGACAAGAUUAUGGCUCAACAAGCAAGAGAAAGAUACAAGCAAAUGGCGAUUGAAGACUUUAUUGACAAGAAGAAUUCUCAAGAAAGAGCCAGACGUGUGCAAGAUUAUCAAAAAUUGCAAGCAACUGAAAAGGAACAAAAGAGAUUGGAAGAAAUGAAACAAGUGAGAAAAGAAUCCAUAAUGAUGGAGAAAGCCAAACAAAGAGAAGAAAAAAUGUUAUCCAAGUUUAUUCUCGAAAAUAUGCUUUCAAACACAUCAGACGAAACUUUAGAUCCAAAACCAGUCUUACUCUACGCAAAGAAAAACAAUAUUAUACUGUAAAUAAAUGUAAAUAUGACGUUUAUCGUG
Molecule: messenger RNA, 1500 nt
Organism: Naegleria gruberi
Lineage: Eukaryota; Heterolobosea; Eutetramitea; Acrasida; Naegleriidae
Exons: 1
Coding region: 1-1473 (490 amino acids)
Source: RefSeq, a predicted model, not a curated record